UUCCAGGGGAGAAGGAAGUGUCCCCCAUGUGCUGCCUGCACUGUCCCCACGGGUGCUGGAACGUGGGCUGGCUCUGCCAUCGCUCAGCUCCGCUGGACUCUGCCCCGUCCCUCCCCUUGGCUCAGUUCCUGGCUGGACGGGGACAAGGACGGACAUGGCUGCUGUAAGCCAGCUCCACCAGGCCACCUACGAUGCCAUCGUCAUCGGGGCUGGCAUCCAGGGCUCCUUCGCUGCCUACCACCUGGCCCAGCGCCACAGGGACACCCUCCUGCUGGAGCAGUUCAUGCUGCCCCACUCUCGGGGCAGCUCCCACGGGCAGAGCCGCAUCAUCCGCAGUGCCUACGCCAACACGGUCUACACCCGCAUGAUGCCACAAAGCUUCCGACUCUGGCAGCAGCUGGAGGCCGAGACAGGCAGCAGCCUCUACAGGCGGACGGGGCUCGUGAUGCUGGGGCCGGCGGGUGACCCGGAACUGGAAGAAUGCCAACGCAACCUGGGUGCCAGCAAAGUCCUGGAUGCCACGGCGCUGGCACAGCACUUCCCAGGCCUGCAGCUCCAUGCUGGCGAGAUGGCCGUCUGGGAUGGAACUGGUGGGGUGCUCUUCGCUGACCGGGCACUGCGGGCAGUGCAGGACGUCUUUCGCCGUCACGGGGGCACCCUGCGAGAUGGGGAGAAGGUGCUGCGCAUCGAGCCUGGUGCUGUGCUCACCGUCACCACCACUGCUGGGGUGUACCGAGCCCCACGGCUCAUCAUUGCAGCCGGAGCCUGGACCGGUGCCCUCGUGGCACCCCUGGGUCUCCGCUUGCCACUGCAGCCCCUGCGCAUCGACGUCUGCUACUGGAGGGAGAAGGAGCUGGGGAGCCCUGGCACGGGCAGAACUGGUCCCUGCUUCAUAACCAUGAGGUUGAACCAAGGCCCCCAUGACAUCUAUGGGCUGCCCGCCCUCGAGUACCCAGGGAUGGUCAAGGUGUGCUACCACCAUGGCAGCCCCAUCGACCCUGAGGAGCGGGAUCAGGUCUCACUGGACACCCCCCGCCCCAACAUCACCAUCCUGAGCAACUUCAUCAAGAGAUACCUGCCUGGGCUGGAGCCGCAGCCAGCCGUGGUGGAGACCUGCCUCUACACGAACACCCCAGACAAAGACUUCAUCCUGGACCGGCACCCCAAGUUCAGCAACAUCGUGAUUGGGGCCGGCUUCUCAGGCCAUGGGUUCAAGAUGGCACCGGUGGUGGGGAAGCUGCUGUGUGAGCUGAGCCUGGGUGAGGAGCCGUCCCACAGCAUCGCCCCCUUUGCCAUCACCCGCUUCCCCGGUGUGCUGCGGGCUGGGCUGUAAGUGCAGGGCCCUGGCUGUGCCCCCCUGGCAGGGCACUGAGCUGGGCCCCUGCAGCAUGGUGUGUUUACCCCACACCACGCUGGCACCCGCUGCAUCCCCUGUGCCAUCAUCCCCAUCUCUCUGCAUCCCGGUGUCUCUAACCCAGCACAUAGCAUCUUGGCACUCCUCUGUCCCAGCAACCUUCCCUCUGUGUACCCCAGCAUCCCCAUAGCCCUGCACCCCUACAUCUCUGCAUCCCCACCCCCCAGCACUCCUGCAUCCCUGCACCCUCCCUUCCCAUCCCUGCAUCCCAGCAUCCUGGAGCCCUAAAUCCCUGCAUCCCAGUACCUCUGUGUCCCCACACCCCUGCACCCUCACACUCCAGCACUCCUGCAUCACUGCACCCCCACUAUCCCUGCAUCUCAGCAUCCUGGAACCCUAACUCCCUGCAUCCCAGCAUCCCCAUACCCCUGACAGCCCAGCGCUCCCAUACCCUGGCACUCCUGCGCCCCCCUAUCCCUGCAUCCCAGCAUCCGGGUACCCCUCCUCCCCACACCCCCAUGCUGCACCCUGCCAAGCCACCUCUGCCGAGCACCCGCUCCCCGGAAACAAAUGAAGGAGCUUUGUCAGCCUCAUGAAGAUGGAGCUGGUACAGCGCAGAGAAGCACUCGCUGAGGAGUCAAGUUAAAUGUUUUAAUGUUAAAUGUGCCAUUUUAUUAUCAUUAGAUCGCUCCCACUUAAUGAAAGCGCAUUAGCGCAGUGUGGCUUCAUGGCAGCCAGCGCACAGCUCGGCCCAUUUGUU
Messenger RNA from Colius striatus (speckled mousebird), 2114 nucleotides. RefSeq names its product pipecolic acid and sarcosine oxidase (gene PIPOX). Lineage: Eukaryota; Metazoa; Chordata; Aves; Coliiformes; Coliidae. The transcript is spliced from 8 exons. Gene Ontology annotation, cellular component: peroxisome. Bases 155 to 1333 code for a protein of 392 amino acids. The record is from RefSeq and is a predicted model, not a curated record. Gene Ontology annotation, molecular function: sarcosine oxidase activity; L-pipecolate oxidase activity; flavin adenine dinucleotide binding.